Molecule: messenger RNA, 1532 nt
Organism: Beta vulgaris subsp. vulgaris (sugar beet)
Lineage: Eukaryota; Viridiplantae; Streptophyta; Magnoliopsida; Caryophyllales; Amaranthaceae
Exons: 13
Coding region: 138-1259 (373 amino acids)
Source: RefSeq, a predicted model, not a curated record
UUGCAUGCGAGAGGUACAGGGUUCGAUACCCUGCAUCUCCAAAUUUUUUUUUUCUGCCUUUUUGGGCUGCCUGCUAAAGCUAGGGUUUCCAAUUUUCAUCAAUCGACCUGUGCGAAGAGAGAGAAAAAUACAAAAACAUGGCAGUUCCGCUCAUUAAUAUUGCUCCUAAUCUCAGCGUUUCCAGAUUAUGCUUAGGAACCAUGACUUUCGGUGAACAGAACUCGGUUGAUGAAUCAUUUCGCCUUCUUGAUAAAGCUUUUAAUUCUGGAAUCAACUUCUUUGAUUCCGCCGAAAUGUAUCCGGUGCCGCAGCGAGCAGAGACGCAGGGAAGGAGUGAGCAAUAUUUGGGCCGUUGGAUUAAACACCGGAAUAUUCCUCGAGAUCGUCUUGUUUUGGCUACUAAGGUUGCUGGGCCUUCUGGGCAGAUGACUUGGAUUCGAGGAGGGCCAGAGUGUUUGGAUGCUAAGAAUAUAGAGAAAGCCAUAGAUAAUAGCCUACUGCGCCUGCAAACUGAUUAUAUUGAUCUUUAUCAGAUUCACUGGCCUGAUCGGUAUGUCCCUAUGUUUGGAGAAAUUGAAUAUGAUCCAAGAAGGCAGUAUUGCUCUACCCCUAUAGAAGAACAGCUCCAUGCACUCACUAGAGCUGUUGAUGCUGGCAAGGUCAGAUAUGCUGGACUCAGUAAUGAAACGCCCUAUGGUGUGAUGAAAUUCCUACAAGUUGCUGACAGAAUUGAUGGUUCUCCAAAAAUUGUUACCUUGCAGAACUCAUACAGCUUACUCUGCCGGACUUUUGAUUCUUCAUUGGCUGAGUGCUGUCAUCAUGAGAGGAUCUUCUUGUUGGCCUACAGUCCUUUGGCUAUGGGCAUACUGUCUGGUAAAUACUUUGCAGGUGAUGGAGGUCCAGAAAAUGCUCGAUUGAAUCUUUUUCGAGGAAGAUAUUCAGAGGGGGAAUCUAGGUAUAACCUUUCCAGUGCUGCUACAAGGGCAGCCACGAGGGAAUACCUUAAAAUAGCAGAAAAGUAUGGCCUUCAUCCAGUUUCUUUGGCAAUCGAGCUUGACACGUGGCGGACAAUGAUUGGGAAGUACACGUCAACCAAUCUUAUGCAGCCGUUUUUUGAGAUAUGGGCGCAGACAUGUCAGGCCAAAAAGCGUUUAUUUUGGAGCACUCACUUGUUGCAAGUGCUGUUUUUGGAGCAACCAAGAUAUGGCAGCUUGAAGAGAUUCUCAAUGCUAGCCACAUUGAACUGGGAGCUGAAGUAAUUGCCGAGAUAAAUAUGGUUCAUUCAAGAUAUCCGAAUCCAUGCCCUUAACAUUUGCUCAUGUGGAUUUUUUUUUUUUUUUCUCUUGCUAUUGAUUCUUUUUGGCCAUUUGAGUUUUGGCUUUGUUUGUAAAUGUAGUGCAUCUUUCUGAUUGUUGAUUGGAGAUUUGGAGUACGCCAUAUGCCUUAUUGAAAUUUUGUAUGAGAGAUAAAACCCAUCAAAUUGAGUUUGUUUAAGGUCAUGUUUGGUAAUCAGAGGGUAUUUGUUUCAUUAA